CUUAAGGAAGUUCGGCCCUUCGCUAACGAGUGAUGCACCGUGCACUUCCGAGAUCGUUGUCGAUCCCGAAGAAAAAUACGCGGAGAACGCACAAAAAAGGAGGACGUUUUGGUUAAUAAACGAAAGAAAAGGGAAAGGAGCUGAACGAAGAAAACGAGAAGCGGCCAAAAAAAAAAAAAAAGAAAGAAAAAUAGAAAAAGGACUGGGAAAAUUAUCCACCUGAAGAAUGUACGUUAACGCUUAGAAAGGAGAAGCCCCUAAGUCCCUAAGUUGAAAAUUUCAUCGUGGAUGCUCUAACUAGAUCGGACUUAUAGCCUUCUCUUCCAAAUAGGCCACCAAAGCGUUCUCCAAAGAAUCUUUGAGCACUCGAACUUGGUAAGGGUGGAAUAGUAAUCGUGAUUAGGAUCAAAACAAUUGGUUUUUUCGGAGUAAAGGUAGUAGUGUAGCCUGAAAAGUAAAACCCUCUGACACGAGUGCUUCGAGAUUUAAAGUCGUUGAAUGGAGCUCCAAUUCAUCAUGGACGGCGGUGCAGAUGCUUUGAAUGGAACGAUAUGGUUUCCCAAUACACCGUCACCUCCGUACGAACAGCUGUCCCCAGUUCGUCAGAACAGAUGUGACCCUAUCGCCACUCAGCACGCGUCAAUGGGAUAUCACAGUGCGCAAAAUUCUUUAUGGCAGGAUAAAUACGACUCACCAAAGGAUUCCCCAGAGGACGGUGGCCAAAUACGUUCGAGCAGCGAAUCGCCCCAACAUCUUAGCCCGUCUUCCGACAAUUCCCCCAAUUGCCAGCAGAGCACCCUGAAACGUCGAGCCGGAGAGCCGUUGUCGCAAAUUACAGAACUCGAGAAGAAGCAUGCUAAGAGAGAUGGAUCUGUCGGGAGCAAUGGUUCUGGACAAGGAUGGUCAACCCAAGUGGAGGAGCUGGCCGAACAUCUUGCCGCCGACUUCGAUGGAUCGCUCUCAGCUCUUGCAGCAUCCGAUCUUGCAACAGCAGUCGCUUCCUAUAAUAUGAGCGAAGCCUUGCUUGCAUUACCAUCAUUGACGGUAUUUAAACAAGAGGCGCCAUCGCCAGAAAAUCAGCAAAAUUCCAAUUUAAACCACGUAUCACAGAGAACAAUUAAUAAUUCGGCACCAGCGAACAAUGUGAACAACUCUGUUGAAGCUGAUAGUAAUAAUAAUGGACAGACAGCAACUAGUCUUCAUCAGUUGCUUUAUCCCUCAAACGAAGAAUAUCCUCCAACAUCAUCCUCAGGAAAUCAUGUGUCUUCCUCUCAACAGGGAAGCGAGCUCAACGAGGAUUGCCGUUUUCAAUAUGUGCUUGCCGCUGCUACUAGUAUUGCAACGAAAGUUAACGAAGAAACGCUCACUUACUUGAACCAGGGACAAUCGUACGAGAUUAAAUUGAAGAAAUUAGGUGAUUUAUCUGCUUAUCGUGGGAAAAUUUUAAAGGGACAUCCAACGUUUUUGUUUCAGUCGACAAUACGCAUUUGCUUCCACGAGAGGAGACUUCAGUAUACUGAAAGGGAACAGAUGCUCGCAUGGCAACGCGCAAGACCUGGUGAAAGAUUACUCGAGGUCGAUGUUCCUCUUAGUUAUGGAAUGGUAGAUGUUUGUCAACCAUCUCCAUCAAAUAAUAGUGUAGAAUUUAUGUGGGAUCCUACCAAGGAAGUUGGCGUAUAUAUAAAGGUGAACUGUAUUAGCACUGAAUUUACGCCCAAGAAACAUGGUGGGGAAAAAGGCGUGCCCUUUCGAAUACAAGUGGAAACGCGAUUGCCGGGAGGCCCUCGUUUGCACGCUGCUUCUUGCCAGGUAAAAGUUUUCAAGUUGAAAGGAGCUGAUCGCAAACAUAAGCAAGAUCGUGACAAAAUACUGCGACGACCACCACAUGAGCAAGACAAGUAUCAGCCAAGUUACGACUGCACGGUUCUCUCCGACAUUCCCCUAGACUCGUUAUCACCAUCUAAUUUGAUCACACAAAGUGGUGGAAGUCCCUAUGCUUCAACAGAGGCAAUAUCUCCUCAAAGUCGCUCUACUAUAAGUGGCAAUACUUCACCAGUAGUAGCACCCUUGGCACUUUCAGUUUCCAAUCCAGGUAUCGUACCACUAGUUCCUGCUUCUGAUGCUGUGAAGGAAAACGUGGGAACAGCACCUGCUCUACCAUCGCCUGCGGCAAUUUUACCAGACCAAUCUUGUAUCGAAACUGAAAGAUCGUCAUGUUUGGUUCAAUUGUCACCUGAUGCAAGUGCGGCACAGACAACGACAUGGCUUCGUGCUAGUCGCUUCAACGCAUUUGAAUCUACAUUCGCAAGCUUCUCUGCUUCGGAUAUUUUACGACUCUCUAGGGAUGAUUUAAUUCAAAUCUGUGGCCUGGCCGAUGGGAUCCGAUUGUUCAACGCGCUGCAUUCAAAGGCGCCAACCCCAAAACUUACCCUUUAUUUCUCGCUGGAAGACAACAGUUCACUUUGGAGAGUCGCCUACUUGGACAGUCUGACCAGUAGUGCCUUGAUAAAUAAGUUACUGAACACCUUAAGUUUAUCUCAUGAUCGACUCCAUUCUGUUCUCUUUCUUGGUCCUCAGGGUAUCCAUGUGUUAGUUACCGAUGAAUUGGUAGCAAACAUGAAAGACGAAAGCAUGUAUUUCGUUGAAACUAUCAAAGAUAAUACGAGCGAACGCUACAAAUUGCUUCUAAAGCCUUCGUCGCGUUCUUAAAAGAUACAAUUACUGAUAAAUUAAUUGCAAAAUUAUGUAGUAGAUCUUCCAUAUAUCCCAAAUUUGCCAAACGAAUCUGUGAUUCGAUAAAGAAUUUAUUACGUAGUAAGAUGAAAAUAACUUAUUGCGUAAUUAAAAAUUUGUCGAUUUUUUUUUCGUUUUAAAUUACGACAAUAUUAUCAGAAAAUAUUUCUGAAUUAUUUAUUCAUAAUAGUUAGUAAACUAUUUAGUUUUUAAUUAAUUUGAGAUAAUUAUUUUAUACAAUCAGGUAAAAAAGAAUAUCGAAGAAAGAUAGGCCUUAUUAAUAAAAAGACGAGGAAAUCUACCCAUAUUUUAUAUGCAAUACUCAUUAAAAGAUUCCAGUAUAGUUA
Messenger RNA from Apis florea (little honeybee), 3080 nucleotides. RefSeq names its product transcription factor CP2 like gemini (gene gem). Gene Ontology annotation, biological process: regulation of transcription by RNA polymerase II. NCBI's taxonomy places the organism in Eukaryota, Metazoa, Arthropoda, Insecta, Hymenoptera, Apidae. Gene Ontology annotation, molecular function: RNA polymerase II cis-regulatory region sequence-specific DNA binding; DNA-binding transcription activator activity, RNA polymerase II-specific. Gene Ontology annotation, cellular component: nucleus. The record is from RefSeq and is a predicted model, not a curated record.